AGGAAGUUUAUAGUUAGGUGUCGUUUCUCUGUCUGCGAGUCAAGUUUUUCACAUUCAAACAAAAACAGCCGACAAUAUGGCAAGUAGCAGAUCCGUACGACGUGCCCAGGAACCCGUUACCUACACGUGUGCUUUGUGUGCCAGUGAAGACCGGGUACGAUGGUAUUGUAACGACUGCCAGGAUAAUGUAUGUGACCGGUGUAAGGAAGCCCAUUCGCGCGGUAAGAAAACCAAACACGACGAGGUGGUAUUGAUAGGAGAGGCUAACCGUCAGGGUGACAAGCCUGUACCAGAGGUAUGUAAACUACACCCCGGUAAACUGUGUGACGUGUACUGUUGUGAUUGUGACAUACUGAUGUGUUUGAUGUGUUUUUCCCAGACACACAAACAACACAACUGGAAACAUUUUGAAGACGAAUUUCAAAUCAAAAAGCAACAUUUGCAAGAACAUAUGACAGCAAUAUCUGCUAGAAUUGCACACUUCAAGAACAAGACGUCGAAGCAUGGUAACAAAACAUUCAAAGUUAACAUUGAUACAAUGAGAAAAGACGUUAACACACAACGGGCAAUGAUAAAGUCAGAAAUAGAUUCUAUCGCGGAUGCAGUCCUGGCCGAGUUAUCGUCCCUGGAAAAGGAAGAAGCAGUAUUGCAUCAAAAAGAUUGUCAAAAAUUGGAGAAAAAUGUCAGAGAGUUGACAAGUCUGUUUGAAAAAGCGGAAAUGACGGAUACAACGAGUACAUUUGAAAUGGAAAGGUCAUUGACGACAACUCUACCAUUGUAUGAUGUUAAUGUGAAGGAUGUUCUACCGAAACUACCAAGCUUUGUUACCGGAAGUAUCGACCGCGUCCUGUUGACGAAAAUGUUAGGUGAAUUACACCACGGGAACCAGUACGAGAAGACAGAAAUCGACAGUAAACACGUUCAACGUCUCUCUAAGUUUACUGUUACUCAGCAAAAUAGAAUAAUCUGUACAUGUCCCGUCGACGACAGCCACGCGUGGUUAUCAAUAUACCACCACCAGGGUCUGGUACUGGUCAACAGGGAGGGUAUGGUCAUAGAGACAGUAAAACUGGACUUCCGUCCGUACAUGAUCGCCAUGGUCGGGACAACAGACAUACUUAUGACCAGUCAUAACCAUAGCACAUUUGUAAAUAAACUAUCACUACACAACAAACAAGUGACAACAUUUGCUGACAUUAGACCACAUAACGCAUGUGAUAUCAGUAUAAACGAGAGGGACGAGGUGGUUGUUAGUACAACUACACCAGACAUGGUGGUACUGAAUCAGGCAGGUACGAUUGUGAGGAAGGUGACGUGUGGAAUGGUUGGGCGGUUUAUUACAUGUUUGUCGUCAGGAGACAUUGCAGUGUCGGACGCUGUUAAUGUAUUAAUCAUAACAGACAGAUCUGGUACAAACAAAUAUAAAUGGUCUGGUGAACUCAACAACGGUCAAAAGGUUGGUAGUAGGACACCCUAUAAGUUGUCAUGUGACAAGUACGACAGACUGUUUGUACCAGAUGUCACUAAAAAUCAGGUGUAUGUCCUACCGAGAGAUAGUACACAGGCCACGUGUCUCCUGGACCAGAAACAUGGAGUGAUCAGCCCUACAGCAGUGGGUGUAGACACGUGUGGGAACGUGUGGAUCGGGUGUUGGAACGGUACCGUACACGUGAUGCGACUGUGGAGUUAGAACUUUUCUGUCAUAACCACGAAUUUCUGGACAAUCCCUUAAUUUUACCUGUACUUAACAUUUAUAUAGAAUUAUAUGUAUCAUUAUAAUGGGAAAAGUAAAUAAAAAACCCAUCAGAACGCUUGCAUCUGGAAGAUUUGUUUUCAGAAUAAGUAAAGUGUGCUGAAAAAAAUAUCUUCCCAGAUUUCUACGAUUUGCCCGUGUCAACUCACACAUUCCUUAGUUUUUUUUUCCAUUUAUCCUCUAUAAAACAAUUAAGUAUUUUACUUACAUCAAUAUCAUUUAACUUAGAGGGUUGAUUUUUG
Mizuhopecten yessoensis (Yesso scallop) is the source of this 1995-nucleotide messenger RNA. RefSeq lists its product as uncharacterized. The record is from RefSeq and is a predicted model, not a curated record. Gene Ontology annotation, molecular function: zinc ion binding. The transcript has a single exon. Lineage: Eukaryota; Metazoa; Mollusca; Bivalvia; Pectinida; Pectinidae. Bases 77 to 1690 code for a protein of 537 amino acids.